Oncorhynchus masou masou (cherry salmon) is the source of this 756-nucleotide messenger RNA. RefSeq names its product protein tyrosine phosphatase type IVA 3-like. The record is from RefSeq and is a predicted model, not a curated record. Gene Ontology annotation, cellular component: nucleus; cytoplasm. The transcript has 4 exons. The annotation marks the transcript as partial. Gene Ontology annotation, molecular function: protein tyrosine phosphatase activity. NCBI's taxonomy places the organism in Eukaryota, Metazoa, Chordata, Actinopteri, Salmoniformes, Salmonidae. Gene Ontology annotation, biological process: protein dephosphorylation.
GCACCUUACUCUUCACCCUGUCCAACCCCCACUCUAUUCCCAGCACCCCACGACACCCUGGACAGGAGAGACUUGAGAGGACCUUGUAAAGUCCUUCUGAGGUGGGGUGUUGUUGCUGGGGUUUGUUCCUCAGCCUCAGAGAGACUAGCAGGGGUGACCUGCUUUCUUGGCUUCCUGCCUGGCUUCCUGCCUGCUGUGUCAGGACAGUGUAGUGUAGCUGGUGGGCUGGGUGCUCCUCUGUCAGGGUGGGUGCGGGCCCCUGGGUCUGGGUCGACGUCGUGGCGUCUUCUCCUGAGAGUGGGAUCCUCAGUGUGUCCAGAAUGAACCGUCCGGCUCCCCCCGUCGAGGUCUCCUACAAGAACAUGAGGUUCCUCAUCACACACAACCCCACCAACGCCACCCUCGACACCUUCAUCGAGGACCUGAAGCAGUAUGGUGCAACAACAGUGGUGCGGGUGUGUGAGGUCACCUACGACAAGACUCCUCUGGAGAAGGAUGGCAUCACAGUCAUGGACUGGGCCUUUGACGACGGUGCCCCUCCUCCCACUAAGAUCGUAGAUGAUUGGCUGAACCUGCUGAAGACUAGGUUCCGUGAGGACCCUGGCUGCUGCGUGGCGGUGCACUGUGUUGCCGGGCUGGGACGGGCUCCUGUGCUGGUGGCUCUGGCUCUGAUCGAGGGCGGGAUGAAGUAUGAGGAGGCAGUUCAGUUCAUCAGGCAGUAUGUACACCUCACCUCUAGAUUCAGUUCAUCAGGCA